AAUGAUUAAUAUACCAUAUGGAAAUGGAAUAUGGUUUGAUUUGCUCAAAAAGAGCAGACAUGACCCUUGGCUAUGGGCAGAUAAUACUCCAUAUUCCUUAAAUGAGUACAAUAAUUGGUUUACUGAGUAUCAAACAGAGGAAAUGAAUUUGGCUUCUAUUAAUUCUGCUGGAUUAAAUUCAGGAUUGCGUUAUCACAUUAUAAAUUCAGAUAAAUACUAUUGGAUUGGAAUGAAUAGGAUUAAUGAUACAGAGAAUUUCCCAAAGAUGACAAAAAUUGUGUUGCCAUUUCUGCAAGAGGAACAUGGAGUGGAUUUGAAUCGUCAAUCAGCUUUUCAUUCAUUCACCUGGAUGGAUGACAGCCCUGUCACCUUUGAAUAUUGGAGAAAACCUGACAGUAAUGAUGGAAAUUGUGCUGUCAUUACUUUUAAUCCAGAACAAAGAAGAACUGGUUUCUGGAGCAAGAGUAAAUACAUAGAUGUUUGGGAAUUAUAUGGCAAUAAAUGUUUUCUCUUUCCAAGUGCCAAAUAUGAAGAUUAUCAACAAGCAGCACAAUUUUGUAGAAGAGUAAGUGGAACCUUAGCAGAAAUUAGAACAUUUGAAGAAAAUACCUUUAUUGAAAAAUAUGCCAAAAAAUAUUUCCUUUCUUUUAUUAAAGGCUUAUGGAUUGGUUUAAGAAAAACAAAUACUAGUAAUUACAUUUGGCAAAGUGGAAAUAAACCAGAAUUUGAAUAUUGGUAUGAUUUGGAUGACAAGAAGGGAAACUGUGUUUCAUUAAAUACUUCUCUAUAUGGUCACUGGACAAGUCAUAGUUGUGAUGGAAAAUACUUUCCCUUUGUAUGCCAAGUAGAUGUGAUAAAAGCAGAUUCUUCUGGUAUGACAAUUGGUGCAAAGGUGGGACUUGGUAUAGGCAUAGCCAUUGGUGUUUUCAUUCUCAUUGGAACAUUUGGUGGUGUUAGUUAUAAAAGGCAAAGUUCUAGAGAAUCACCAAAGAAAAUAUUUCACAAUAGAGCAAGUAGUUUUGGUAGUACAACUGAAAUGUCCAAGUAUUACAAUGAAGCAACUGCAUAG
This is a messenger RNA of Dimorphilus gyrociliatus, 1069 nucleotides long. The record is from the annotation of a GenBank genome assembly. Lineage: Eukaryota; Metazoa; Annelida; Polychaeta; Dinophilidae.